Molecule: messenger RNA, 4736 nt
Organism: Rhinopithecus roxellana (golden snub-nosed monkey)
Lineage: Eukaryota; Metazoa; Chordata; Mammalia; Primates; Cercopithecidae
Gene: ETNK1
Product: ethanolamine kinase 1
Exons: 8
Coding region: 577-1935 (452 amino acids)
Biological process (GO): phosphatidylethanolamine biosynthetic process
Cellular component (GO): cytoplasm
Molecular function (GO): ethanolamine kinase activity
Source: RefSeq, a predicted model, not a curated record
CUAACCUGUUCUCCCCAGCUUCGAAUUAUUCUCUGUAUGGUCGAACAUCUUACUCCACAAAUAACUUAAGUGCUGCAGUUGUCUUACCCAAAUACCUGAACUCAGCUUGUCCCGAGUACUGCGAUCCCGUGUACUCUAAUGGGAAUAUAGUUAACCCAGCUAGUAUGAGGUCCCCAGUACACAGCAGCUCCAAGAUCAAGGCGACUGAGUAACACUGCUUGCCUAGACUCAGGACAAGUUCGGAGAGUGAUCCUAGGGUUAUUUUAGAACGUGUCCUUUGCUUCCCACAAAAAUUCGGUCGUUAACUCGAGCCCGGAUGCCCACGAUCUUUCGGAUCAGGUGAGCUAAAGCUUCAAUGCCUUGAGGGGCUUGGCAGGGCUGGGGCUCAUCCCGGAGAAGCAGCCCCACUUUCCAGACCAGCAGUUCCCAGGGAUGGGUGUGUGCUAAUCGCAGGCCGACAAGUCCACCGCGGUACAGCGGUUCCAUUGUGACGGAAGGCAAGAAACCCCGCCUCCACCCCCUGACGCAGCGCGGGCCCCGCCCCGCGCGUGACGCCAGCGUCAGGCCAGCCCCGGCAUGCUCCGCGGCCGCCCGCGGUCGAGCGCCGACAACAGGAAUUUUUCCCGAGAGCGGCCCGGGCUCAGUUCAGCUGCUGUCCAGACCCGGAUCGGCGACACUGCCGCCUCCAGACGUUCUCCUGCCGCUCGCCCGCCCGUCCGAGCGCCCCCAGCCCUCCCACGAGGGCGCCCCGGGACGGAAGGAUCCACCAGUCUGUCGGCGCCCGCCGUUCUCGUGGUCGCCGUCGCCGUCGUCGUGGUGGUAGUCUCCGCCGUCGCCUGGGCCAUGGCCAAUUACAUCCACGUCCCUCCCGGCUCCCCGGAGGUGCCCAAACUGAACGUCACCGUUCAGGAUCAGGAGGAGCAGCGCUGCCGGGAGGGAGCCCUGAGCCUCCUGCAACACCUGCGGCCUCACUGGGACCCCCAGGAGGUGACCCUGCAGCUCUUCACAGACGGAAUCACAAAUAAACUUAUUGGCUGUUACGUGGGAAAUACCAUGGAGGAUGUAGUCCUGGUGAGAAUUUAUGGCAAUAAGACUGAGUUAUUAGUCGAUCGAGAUGAGGAGGUAAAGAGUUUUCGAGUGUUGCAGGCUCAUGGGUGUGCACCACAACUCUACUGUACCUUCAAUAAUGGACUAUGCUAUGAGUUUAUACAAGGAGAAGCAUUGGAUCCAAAGCAUGUCUGCAAUCCAGCCAUUUUCAGGCUAAUAGCUCGUCAGCUUGCUAAAAUCCAUGCUAUCCAUGCACACAAUGGCUGGAUCCCCAAAUCUAAUCUUUGGCUAAAGAUGGGAAAGUAUUUCUCUCUCAUUCCCACAGGAUUUGCAGAUGAAGACAUUAAUAAAAGGUUCCUAAGUGAUAUCCCAAGCUCUCAGAUUCUUCAGGAAGAGAUGACUUGGAUGAAGGAGAUUCUUUCCAACCUGGGCUCACCUGUUGUGCUUUGCCAUAAUGACCUAUUGUGUAAGAAUAUAAUCUACAAUGAGAAACAAGGUGAUGUACAGUUCAUUGAUUAUGAAUAUUCUGGAUACAACUACCUGGCAUAUGACAUUGGAAAUCAUUUCAAUGAAUUUGCAGGUGUAAGUGAUGUAGACUAUAGUCUGUAUCCAGAUAGAGAACUCCAGAGCCAGUGGCUGCGUGCUUACCUUGAAGCCUACAAAGAAUUUAAGGGCUUUGGGACUGAAGUUACUGAAAAGGAGGUAGAAAUACUCUUCAUUCAAGUCAAUCAGUUUGCAUUGGCUUCGCAUUUCUUUUGGGGAUUGUGGGCUUUGAUUCAAGCCAAAUACUCCACUAUUGAGUUUGAUUUCCUUGGGUAUGCAAUUGUUCGUUUUAACCAGUACUUUAAAAUGAAGCCUGAGGUUACUGCAUUAAAAGUGCCUGAGUAAAGAAGAGAUUUAAUUAUUCUCCAGUAGCUGAGCAAUGCUUGUGAAUCUUUUCUUAAGAAAUCCCAAAAAGCCAAUAUUAGUUAAAAUUCUGUUAUUUAAUUUGGUUAUCUUGCUUUAUAAAUUAUGCCUCUAAACAAUCAAUCUAUUUUUUAAAUAGACUGAAUGAUGUCAAGAAAUAUACCUACUGCUCUCAGUAUGUGGUGGAUUAGAAAUGUGUUAAAUCUGCAAAAGGUAUAAAGAUGUCAGUUUAAGCAUUUCUUUGAUAAUUUAACCUAUGUUGUAUGUGAAUUAUUUAUUAUAAACUUAACAGGAUUCUGUGACUGUUUUUCUCUGUUUCAUGUUUGUUGAGUGUAAGCAAUGAAAAUGUCCCAGAUAAAUUGUUUUCAGUUUUACUUUAAUAUUAAUUUCAGUAAACAUUCUAGUUGUUCAAUGUAACCUUUUUAUCUUGAUGCAUUGUAAGUAAAAUGAAUCAUUUACUCUUGAAAUGCCAGUCAUUGACUGAUGUAGAUAGUUUAGGAUUUUCAUAUAAAAAUAUCUGUUUAGGAAGGUGAAAUACAUUCACUGUCUCUGUUGGUGGUACAUCUUGUUGAAUUCAAUAUUAGAAAGUAUUUCUUUUUGGGGUAAUAUAACUUAGAAUUAAAUCCCCAUUUCUCUAUGUAGUCUGGCAGUAUAAAUAUAAAUAUUUACCAUAUAAUCUUGGAAUAAGUAUGAGUUAAUGUUACCAAAAUCUGUAUUAAAUAAUGUUUUCAAAUGCUAAAUAUGAUCAAGUUACUAUUUUCAGUUUUGAAAAUUUUACAGUAUCAAAUUCUUUCUAACCAAAAAUUUUCUUUUACUUUUAGAGGUGCUUUAUGUUUUUGAUUAUUAGUCAGUAGUAUUGCUAAUUUUUAAAACAAAUAUACAAAGUUUAUCAUAUGUGGAAAUAAGAAAAUAUUGUUUAGGUUAAUUAUUUUUUACCUAUCCAGAGUCAUUCCUUGCAUUUCAAUUUCAUGUUUUAGUUUCAUGUUUCAUUCCUUACAUUUUAGUUUCAUGUUUUAGUUUGGUUCUAUGUUUUUAGAAUGAUAGCAAAUGAUUACUUGAUACAUGUAAGUUCAGCGUUAUAUGUUGAGGCAGUUAUAUAAUUAAAUAAGGAACACUUAGGGCAUUGAUCUUGUACACUUAAAAUCUGACAGAUGACAAAAUGUGAAUUAAGCAGAAAUAGUCAUGGCAGGAGGGCUUUUGUUUAUUUCUCUUGUUUUUGUUUAACUGUAUUUUUAAUUUAGUUUGGUGGUAAGAGGAGGUAAUUAUUGUAUGGAAAGAAGUUAGAUCUUUCAGAUAGAUAAAUAGGCUUCAGGUUUUGGAGUCUGCUGUUGUAGUUGGGCAGUCAUGGUUAACUUUACUUAGAAAAUUAGUCUGACAAGCUUUGCACUUCGGUCACAUAAGUGCCCAUGUACAAAGUUGGCUUACUGGAUCUGCAUAUUCAAAAUAUGCAACUACUAAUUUAUCCUCUGAGAAAUCUUCUGAGGAGUCUGAUGUAUUCCAAAUGACUUAAUAUUCUCAGACAAAUGCUUUAAAAUACUUGGAUUAUCUCAAGAUUUUUAAAGCUAAUAAAGUAAGUAGAAACACAGGCCAUUUUAAAUGGUAAAUUCUAGUUACAUAAAUAGAAUCUUAAAACAUGUUUGUAUCUAUAACAGUGUUAGACCAGAUUUGGUUUCUACCUCCCCAAUGUUAUAAAUGUUCACUUUUGUUUUUAUAAACCAUAUUACUGUAAGAUCAAUAGAACUUUGCCUAGUUGAUUAAGUGAAUGGAACCAAUUAAACAACUAGUAGCUUUUUAUAAUGUUAGUGUGAACUUGAAAAAUUGUUUUUGGUGGAAUUUUUGUCUAUAGUUGGAACAUUUUCAUAAAACAGAUAAAGAAUGUGUAAUACCCUUGAAUUUUUUUUUUCUUUCUGCCUUCUAAAGUGCAACAGUAUGUAUCUUGUAGAACUGUAGGAGGAGAGAAGAUAAUUUUUCUACCUUACUCCAUAUUCUUACUUCAAACUAUUUUGAAUAGAGAUUCACUGAGCCAUUGCUGAUAGACUGUGCGUAGCUACUAGCUGUCACACUAUUGUUAAGUUUUUUGGAGAGAUUCAUAGGGAAGUGAAUGUAACCAGGAAUAAAGGCUCUCACUUUAGCUCUGGGAAUAUGCGGUGGAUCUUGGGAACAAAAUAAGAUACUUAAUCUAUUUUCCCUACUCUGGCUAGAUUUUGGGUGUUGUGAUGCUCCUACUUCCUGUAUAGGUUUUUGGGAUCGUGGUGCAGGCUAGUAAUAGGGUUCAGAAUUGCUUCCCUUUUAUAUCAACCACUUAAGGGAUUCUAAAGAAGGGUAAAUCUCAAAGUGCUCUAAAAUCAUCCCUCUAAAAUUUGUCCUGUGGUGUGCUGAGAUGUCUGUUGCCUUUUUAUGUUAAGCUAAGGAACUUGAAUGCCUUACCUAAUAACUCAACUAGUAGUAAGCUCAUUUUGUAAAUAUGAAAAUGGCUGUAAGAAGUGGCAUUCAUGUAUAUUCAAUGUUAGUCAAUAGACCAUAGUGGCCUGGAUGCUUUAACAAGCAAAAUUCCGCAAUUUUUUUCAUUUUUUCCCCUUCAUACUUGUAUGAUCUCACCUGACCAGUGAUUUUUUUUUCCUCCUAACCCCAUGCUACCACCUUAUUCUGGAAAUCAAAAGAGAUGUGGUAGUAAAUCAUACAGUACACAUGAUCAUCUGAGAUCAGUAUGAGCACAAAACUCAUCAAGUAGGUCUGCCUGGAAUGUAUAUAAAAUAAUGUAAAUAAAAAUUUGUAAAUUAGUG